CCAAUCGUAGCGUGGGCUUGGGGCGGGCCCAAUGUGCUAUCAAGCUAGGUUGAGCUGACUGUAACUGGCGUCGAUAUAGAAAGGCGUUUUUUUGUGGCUUGUGGGGCAAACGUCGUGGAGAUUGCCGCAAACGAGGGCGUCUCGCUCCACCGACGGGCUUUUUUAUUUGUUGCGCAGAGAAGGAGUUCGGCGUCUCGGCACCGUGACGUGCCGUCCAGUAGUUCACCAUAUCCAAGAGCGAUUAGGCUUGUGUUUAUGUCUUUGUUUUGUGAAAACGAGCUGUUGCGCAGCCGUUGGUACCUGUGUCGGGGAAACCUAACCAACAAACGGGGAACUUGCAGCCUAAGUGGCGCAAACUUUUUCAUGUCAGAGACCGAGUACACUUGCAAUUGUUUAUGUCAUCCAUUCUUCUUCAGACAGAAGAUACCAAAAAAUUCCAUUCAAAGAUCUUUUCACUUUACUCAUAAAUCUAAUAGUAAACCAGAAUGGCUGUCAACGUCAAUCGCAGUGUGUCUGACCAAUUCUAUCGGUACAAAAUGCCCCGUCUGAUUGCUAAGGUCGAGGGCAAAGGGAAUGGUAUAAAGACAGUAAUAGUCAACAUGGUUGAUGUUGCCAAGGCGCUUAAUCGGCCUCCAACGUAUCCCACCAAGUUUUUUGGUUGUGAGCUGGGAGCUCAGACCCAGUUUGAUUCAAAGAAUGACCGUUAUAUUGUGAAUGGAUCUCAUGAGGCGAAUAAGCUGCAAGACAUGCUGGAUGGAUUCAUUAGGAAAUUUGUCCUUUGUAAUGAGUGUGAGAAUCCUGAAACUGACCUGCAUGUCAAUCCAAAGAAACAAACUAUCGGUAUUUCCUGUAAAGCCUGUGGAUACCGAGGCAUGCUUGACACACGCCAUAAGCUCUGCACAUUCAUUCUUAAAAAUCCACCUGAAAAUGGAGAUGGUGGUUCAGCCAAGAAAGAAAAGAAAAACAAAAAGGGCAAAGACAAGGAAAAUGGAUCAGUACCUAAUUCGGAAUCAUCCACCCACAAUGAGUUUGAUGCACCGGAGGCAUUGGAUGGUGAAGAUGAUGAUGAUGACUGGUGUGAAGAAACCACAGAAGAAGCCCAGCGGCGUCGAAUGGGUGAAAUCAGUGAACAUGCCAAAAAUUUGACACUCAGUGAUGAUCUGGGGAAAACUUUAGAAGAAAGAGUGAACUUGUUCUACAACUUUGUCAAGAAAAAGAAGGAAGAGGGCAUUAUUGAUUCUGCUGAUAAAGAUCUUCGAUCAGAAGCUGAAAGAUUGGAUGUAAUAGCUAUGGGCCCUCUCAUACUGAGUGAACUGCUUUUUGAUGAGAACAUAAGAGAUCAGAUCAAGAAAUAUAAACGACACUUUCUGCGUUUCUGCCAUGGUAAUAAAAAGGCUCAGAAGUAUUUACUCGGUGGCUUUGAGUGUCUGGUGAAAAUACAUCGGGACCAGCUGCUGCCCAGAGUUCCGCAUGUGUUGAAGCAGCUUUAUGAUGCUGAUCUCUUGGAAGAAGAGGUUAUUCUUGCCUGGGCUGAGAAAGUCUCCAAGAAGUAUGUCCCAAAAGAACUUGCCAAAGAGAUACAUGCAAAGGCAGAUCCAUUUAUUAAGUGGCUAAAAGAAGCUGAGGAGGAGUCUGAAGAGGAGGAAGAUGAUGAUGAGAAGGAUGUGGAGGUGGUUUAUGAUAGCUCUGCAAGAGAACUGACAGUGGAAACUGUGAAACCCAUUAAGACGAAAGAGGAAGAAGAUAUAGAUAUUGAUGCUAUUUGAUGUAUUCUUACAGGGGACAAAAUCAACCUAUUAAAUCUUGCAGCAGAGAAGUCAGUAAUGAAGAAAUUCCUGUAUUUCAACUGUAAUUGCUGAAUUCAGACUCUGCUUUUCAAAGUCUACAAUAUGAUUCUAACACUUCACUACCACCUCCACCUACCAGUUAGGAACUUAAAGCAUGUCCAAAGUCUAAAUGGUAGAAUGGUCCUACUAUAAAUUUGUCUAAACUUUUCUUGUUGCUAUUGGGUAAUGCUUCAGCAGUUACUGUGCAUUUCUACAGGGAUGUAAAAUAGAAAUUAAAGGGGAUUGUGUUCUGUAUACCAGCACCUGGGUUUUUAUUCAGUGUGUAAAUGUAACUUGUCAAACAAAUUUUCAGGGUUUUAACUCACUAUUAAAAUAAGAGCUAACUCAUUGUAUAUGGAGGCUACUGCCUAGCUGUCUGUAAGAUUAUACUGCUAUUAAGUGCUUCAUGACUAAGCAUUUGCAAUGACUAAAGUAACAAUCCAUUAUUACAACAAACUUCUGGUACACUCUGUAUUAAUCAUCUUGGAUGAUGGGUGAACUUCAGCAGAGCCUGUGCUCUCUUGCCCACUUAACAUACAUGGGUAUGUGUACCAACAACAGUGUUUAUUCAGACAGCAAUUUGUGUAUCUAAGCAAAAAUUCUGCUUUUUGUGGAUGCAAUCACUGAUUAUUGAUGCACAUAGUAUGACAAUGGAAUUAGUGGAAUUAUUUGUUUGAUAGAAGGUGAUGGCUUUUGCAUUUUUCACAUGGAAUUUAAAUGCAUAUUUGUUUUUGGCAGUUUUUUGUUCUGAUGUUUUUGGCAUGGUAGUUAAUUGAAUUACUUCAAUCUUUUUGAAAAAGUAAACAUUGCAGAUACUAGAGAUUUGAAAUCUUGGAUAGUUUGAAUUUUGGCCACUGAUUGUUCUGUUUCAGUAAAGCCUCUUGACCCAGAAUUUUUUUUAAUUCCCAUCUAGUCUAUUGACUUUUUUUUUAAAUUUGGGUCUGAUUUUUGGGAUCUAGUUCCUGUAAUGUAGCGAAGGGUGGAGGGCAAGAAGGUAAAUUACCCUGAUCUAGGACUGACUUCAUAUGUGCCUUUUUUUGAUCUUGAGUCUGUACACUAACUUUUAACUUUAAAGAAAUUUUAGAUUAGGUACCCUGUCUAGUUGAUGAUAAAAUGCAGCCAUUGAUUUUUGAGAAACCUCCUGAAUUUGUUCACUCUGCCACAACCACUGCACACCUUUUUUUAUUUCUGCCCAUCAUUCUAGUAAUAAUUGGCCUACAUUCACUGGCAAAACAUUAGAUGUUUGCUACUUUUUAGAGGUAUUGACUGGUCCCAGUAGUACCAUAAUUUUGUGUUUUUUUGAGAUCUUUUGGUAUGAACUUUGAAAAAGAGGUUAAGUUUUGGUCUGUCCAGUUUUGGGGUUUGCAUUAAAGCUCAUUGUCUAAUGAGAGAAAUUACUAACAGGUGGAUCACUGGCAGUUUUGCAGCCAAAGAUCUAAAUUUCAGAUCUCUAGUGCAGUAAAGAAUAAAAUUUAGUCUUUUGAAUUACUGUGCCUCUUCAAAGUUAACAAUCCUUUGUGCAAACUUGCCUUUUGAGAAGUAGCUCUGUUUCUGGCCUGUGAAGAUCUUCACUUGAGGGUCUCUGAUUGCAAUAACCUUUUUUUAAUUUUUUCAAUUCAGAGCAUAAGCAAAUGCUUUUUUUCCUGUCCUGACAUGGGAACUUGACAGCAACAAAAGACUUGCUUUUUCUGAAGAUUUUUUUUCUUGUAGUAGUAACAACAAUAAUAAGGUCUGCAAGAGAAUGUGCAUCGUCUAAAAAUAGACAUGGUAUGGGAUUGUGGUAGGGACCUACAUUGUUUCAGUACUUCAAACAAGGCACAACAGCACAUAUGUUUUGCUGACUAUCAAAAAUCUAAAUCUCUCAAGCUAGCCUCCAUUCUUGACUUCAAGUUGUUGGCCUCUAAGGAUGAACCAUUGAGCAUGAUUGCAAAGCCAAUUGAAAUCAUUCUUGUAGAAACAUUGCAUGUGAAUAAAGUUAGCUUUUGGUGUGUAAGCUA
Molecule: messenger RNA, 3823 nt
Organism: Rhincodon typus (whale shark)
Lineage: Eukaryota; Metazoa; Chordata; Chondrichthyes; Orectolobiformes; Rhincodontidae
Gene: eif5
Product: eukaryotic translation initiation factor 5
Exons: 12
Coding region: 486-1766 (426 amino acids)
Biological process (GO): formation of translation preinitiation complex; translational initiation; formation of cytoplasmic translation initiation complex
Cellular component (GO): cytosol
Molecular function (GO): GDP-dissociation inhibitor activity; eukaryotic initiation factor eIF2 binding; translation initiation factor activity
Source: RefSeq, a predicted model, not a curated record